Penicillium mononematosum is the source of this 1644-nucleotide messenger RNA. RefSeq lists its product as uncharacterized. The transcript has 2 exons. The coding region runs from base 1 to 1644 and encodes 547 amino acids. Lineage: Eukaryota; Fungi; Ascomycota; Eurotiomycetes; Eurotiales; Aspergillaceae. The record is from RefSeq and is a predicted model, not a curated record.
AUGGAUCCAUCGCAAGCCCAAAGCCCGCCCUCGUCGCGGCUAUCUGCGAUGGUCUUGAGCAACUCGCCGUCAGAUCGGCUGGCUGUGAUGGCCUUAAACAGCUCUCCCUCGGAGCAGCUAGCUGCAAUGGUCUUGAACAGCUCGCCCGCUCAGCAGGCUCCACCUGAUGCUCCGCGUGAUGCUCCUACUGAGGUUCCCUCCUCUCGCACCUCUUUGUUUGGUAACGCCUCCCCUUCUUGCACUCCUCCCUUGGUCGAGAGUCCUUCUUCUUCCCCCACCCCAACCCCUCCCAGUACACCUUCCCCGCUGGACAGGCGCCUAUCUAACAACUUGAAUCGUUCUCCUUCGCGGACUCCUCGUGAUGACGCCCAGUCUGAUCAAACCUCUGGAGACUUUCCUUACUUGCCAAGAGAGCCAUCGCUCCCGUAUGAAGCUUGGGAAAAUGUCUUUUUUGCCACGCUUGCUAGUGACUCGUAUGAGGAAUAUGACUUCGCUUAUGGGGAUGUCUUUGAACACCCGGCGACCAAAAAGACCCUUUCGACUCUGAGACUCGUGAACCGAAUCUGGAACCGGAUUGCGAGUCCUCUCUUCUUCCGAUACAUCCAGGCCGUCGUCGGAUACUCUGCUGGUCGACCUCUUGAUAGCAUUCUAAGGAUUUCCGAAAGCCCAUACGCCCUUUACGUGCGCGACGUGCGUUUUGGUUUCGUGGGGGCAUGGCUUCCAGGGCUGGAUUACGAUCGGUACAUCGACGACUUGGCAGCAGGAGCUCUUCCAAUCCUGAUCAGUCGUUUCCAGAACAUUCAAACAUUGCGGUUGCAAACACCCACCGUGGUGGACACAUUCAGUGAAGAAGGACAACUCAAGCCGCCGAUGCUGGCCAAGCUGACAAACGCUCUUGUGCAUACCUUACGCUUGGUGCCUGUCCCGAGACUGAGAUGUCUCCAUAUGUCUAUGCCCACCACCGCGGAAUUUGCCCGUUUCUUCGAGUCGAAUAGUUACGCCAGGAGCUUCACCAAUGUUUUCGCCCAACUCGAAGAGCUACACAUCACGAUUAAUGACAGCACCGGCCCUGAUGGCAGGCGAGAACCAAAAUGGCCCCGCUCAGUGAUCAAGGCCAAGUAUCCGCUCGAUCGAUUUGCUCCGUAUCUCGUCCAGCUCAUCGCUUACGCGGAACGGAUCCAGGUCUUCAGUCUAGAUGCCCGUACCUGGUUUGACGUGUCCGAUCUGGAAGCAGAAAGCCUCACUAAGCUGAAAAGCUUCCGGCUCGAAGGUGUGAGAAUCAAGGACGAAACCCUCAGACAGAUUUUCAUACAGGCUCGGGAUACACUGCGUCGCGUUGAGUUGGUCCACGUUCGGCUCAUGUCUGGUACCUGGCAGGAUGUUUUCGAUCAUUAUGCGCUUCCUCCGGGGAACCUUUCGUGGCUUCGGGUUGAUGGAUGUGGCUAUUCGACGACAGGUGCCAGUGCCAAAUAUGCGGGUUAUUCACUCUCGCGCUACCCAACAGCACUCUGGACCCUCAAUGGCCGCGACUGGUUGGCUCUUACGCACUGGAGAUCGGUGGUGAAUAGAACCCGUCAACGCAGGAGACUGCCGAGAUGUCCGCAUUGCUUUUUUCCAUCAAUUAACCCGAUUCAUCAUAUCUAA